CAAAAUAUUUUGAGCAGCUUUGACUAAAAAAACUAAACUGUACAUGUGCAACUUAAAUAUAAAUAGUUUGUGCGUCGCAGGUUGGGGUUGAACCGGUCUUAGUCAGCGGGUCAGUGAGGGUUGGAGGCACUGGGUGCUGUGGCAUUGUGGAGUCUGAUGGCAGAUGGUACAAACAAGCCUCCAAACCACUUUGAGGCUCAAGGCUGGGUCAGUCUGUGGCUGAAAGUGAGCGGAGCGGAUGACAGGGGUUGUCCAUGAUGGCUUUCAGCUUCCCUUUUAUCCUCUUCUCAGUCAGAGUCUCUACACUGACAAGCUCCAUUCCCACCACCGAGCUAGCCUUCUUCACCAGCUUGCUCAGUUUGUUGGCAGUUUGAAGUCCGGAUGCUUCCUCCCCAGCACACCACAGCAAAGAAGAUGACACUGGCCACUACAGACUGUCAGGAUAUGUCUGUAAGGAUGGAAAUGGAUAUCACUGGAGUGUCCAGGGCACACGUCUCCAUUCUUCCUACAGCUGAGAUCAAAGCUACAUUGAAACCAGAAGCAGAGAGACCUCGCUGUGCCAGCACCCCGUGUUCACCCAUUAGAGGGACUGUUGCAGGAUACCAGAUCCUCCACAUGGACUCAAAUUAUCUGGUAGGCUUCACCACUGGUGAGGAGCUGCUUAAACUGGCCCACAAGUGGUCAGAAGGCACUCCAGAGAAGGGCUGUGUAUCAGAGGCAGUGGCCAGCUCCAUCCAGAGCUCUGUCCCAAAGUCUGUGGACUUGGGCAUCCACCGGUCUUCACGAAUCUUCAAAGGAAAAAGUCGCUACUACCAACCCUACGACAUUCCUGCUUCCAACGGGCAGAGACGAAGGCGUAUGCCCAGCUCGAGUGACACCUUCCUCAGGUCCCUGGCCCAUGGGGAGCCUGGGGGGAGUCUGCAUGCUCCACUACCCCUGUGUCUGCUUAAAGGGAAGAGGGCCCAGUCCAAGUCUCUGGACUACCUUAAUCUGGACAAAAUAAGUACUAAAGAGUCAUCAGACACUGAGGUGUUACAGUACCAACUGCAGCAUCUCACCCUACGAGGAGAGCGCAUGUUUACCAGAAACAAGACAUGAAAGCCCUGUGGAAGGCCUUUUUUAGGUGUCUUUCACUCUCCUGGGGAUUUAGGUGCUAUUUCCAGCUUGGUUUCUUUCUACUCAGAUUAUAAGCAGUUCUUUAAAAGACAGUCUGAUAAUCUUGUUAUAUUAUUAACUGGGGGUUUUACCUUGUACUGUACACAUAAUGUUGUGAAGAAGAAAUCCUUAAAUUACUCCCCACAUUGUGAUGAGGUUGUUGAGGUUAACAAAUGUGAAUUAUAUAAAUUUAGCAAUAACAGGUAAACCUAUUUAUUGACAGCGUUGUGUGUUUGUACUGGUCAGAGAUGCACUGAUACAUCAGUCUACAGCUGAUAAAAGCACAUAUACUGUAUUGGCUUUAAAAUGCACCAUUGUUAUCAGUCCAAUCCUUUUUACUGCUUAUCUGUGAGGAGUUGUGUUAGUAGAAGUUUUGUCAGAUUUGAUUCAGAUAAUGGCACUGCAUACAACUGUCAGAUUAGCAAGAUAAUAAUUUUAUAAUGUUGCUAAUUAAUUGAUUUAUUUCUGUUUUGUUGCUGUCAUUUAAUAACACUGUUUGAAUCUCUCAUUUACCAUAAGAUGGGCAUGUGUGAAAUAAACAUUACUCCAUUCAGAAUUUGUUUAUUAAAGAAUGGGUAAAGAUA
Molecule: messenger RNA, 1739 nt
Organism: Morone saxatilis (striped sea-bass)
Lineage: Eukaryota; Metazoa; Chordata; Actinopteri; Moronidae
Gene: macir
Product: macrophage immunometabolism regulator
Exons: 2
Coding region: 382-1098 (238 amino acids)
Biological process (GO): negative regulation of cytokine production involved in inflammatory response; negative regulation of fibroblast migration
Source: RefSeq, a predicted model, not a curated record